Molecule: messenger RNA, 3629 nt
Organism: Hydra vulgaris (swiftwater hydra)
Lineage: Eukaryota; Metazoa; Cnidaria; Hydrozoa; Anthoathecata; Hydridae
Product: integrator complex subunit 6
Biological process (GO): snRNA 3'-end processing
Cellular component (GO): integrator complex
Source: RefSeq, a predicted model, not a curated record
CAAAGCUGCGCCUUCAUGUAAAAGUGCAGUUGAAAACUUUGUGUCGUAGUGAAAUCAUGUCCGUGUGUUUUUCUACCUCAAAUUUAUUUUAUUUUUGUUUAAUACCUAAGAAAAACAUAACUAAAAAUGGUCAUUUUAGUUUUUUUGGUAGAUACUAGUGCGUCUAUGAACCAAAAGACGUGCCUUGGUACUACCUAUUUAGACCUAGCAAAAGGAGCUGUGGAAUCUUUUUUAAAAAUACGAGCUCGUGACAUUAAUGCCAGUCGUGGAGAUCGUUAUAUGUUGGUGACUUUUGACGAACAUAAUAAAUCUGUUAAGGUUGGUUGGAGAGAAAAUCUUGCACAAUUUUUAAAAGAAUUAAAGAAUUUAGAAGCAUAUGGUCUUACUGAUCUUGGUGGAGCUUUAAAACAAGCUUUUGACUUACUGAAUAUGACACGGUUACAGUCAGGAAUAGAUAAUUAUGGUUUGGGUAGGAAUCCUUAUUACUUAGAACCUGCUUUAGUAAUGUUGUUUUCGGAUGGAUGUGAUCUUAUUAAUGUCAAUGGAAUUACAGGAGAGAUAAUUGUACCAUCUAAUAACCAGUUACCUGGUGCUGAGUUAACAAAAGAAAUAUAUAGGUGGGACCAGCGAUUGUUUGCAUUAAACCUUAAAAUACCAGGUUUUGCAGCCUCUGUAAAUGAAAAGUUAUCUACUUUACAAGCAGAAGAUAUGGCUCUUUCAAAUCUUUGUGAAGAUACUGGAGGAAAGUUAUAUAGUAUUGGAAGUUACAAAACGUUAUUGCAAUCUCUUGAAUCAAUUGCUCAAAAAAUUGCAGUUCCAGGUGUUAUAAUUAAUUUUGAAAAGCAUGGUCCUGACCCUGAACCAAUUUUAAAGGAUGGAUCAAAAACACCAAAAACUGAAGAAGAAUCUGUUUCCCCUGCUCUUGAUAAUAAUGGUGUACUUCCGAUUUCAUUUAAUUCUACAGUUCCACUAAUGAAUGGCUUUCUUUCACACUCUAAUCGUCUAUUAAAUGAAAAUAUAAUGAAUGGGAAUCUCAAUAAUAGCUUUCUACCUACAGAUUCAAAUGGAAAUAUUGCUUUAGGAGGUUUGUUACUACCUCCUCCUAUUCUCCAUCCUGGAAUGAUCCCUCCCCCUCCUCUUCCUGUUGGAAUGCUUUCGAAAGGUCUGCAUCCACCACCUAUGUCUAGUAUCCUUCAAUCAAUGUCAUUUCCAUCUCACAUUAACAUACCUGUUAAAAAUGUAAUUCCGACAAGAAUGAUGAAUGGAAAAAUUGAAGCUGAGUCAGCUAAAGUGAUACCAAAAACUGAUGCACAAAAUACAAGUGUUUCUGUUAUUCCUGAAAAUCCAAUUCGUGGUGAUGAACAUCCUGAUCUUCAUUCUGAUAUGGUUUCGCCCGUUUCAGUUUUGUCACCUUCUAUGGCUUGGACUAAACAGCGGCGGAUGAUUUUUGUUCGCACAAAUAUAAAAGGAACUGUUGGACAUUGGCCUAUCCCAGAAUCUUAUUGGCCAGAUUCAUCUAUGAUUGCUUUGCCACCACGUGAUAGUCAUCCUGUCAUAAAGUUUCAGUGUAAACCUUGUGAAGCAAUGAUCAUUGAUAACCUUCCAUUUGACAAGUACGAGCUUGAACCUUCACCUUUAACUCAAUAUAUACUUGAACGAAAACAACCAAAUAUUGCAUGGCAGGUGUUUGUUAGUGGUAGCUCAUGUGAUUCUGAGAUUGGUUAUCCAUUUGGUUACUUAAAAGCUGCUACGAAUCUUUUGUGUGUAAAUUUGUUUGUCCUUCCAUAUAACUACCCAGUGGUUAUGCCGUUGAUUGAUGAAUUGAUAAAAGUACACAAGUGUAAACCUUCUCCAAAAUGGCAGCAGUCUUUUGAGCAAUAUUUAAGAAAGAUGCCAAGUUAUUAUAUUGUGUCACUUCAAAAUGCAUUUAAAAGAAUGGGAGUUACUAACAACUUAAUACCUGAUCAUUUUGAUGGUUCCUUAAAUUACAAUAUUCUUUCAUAUAUGAAAAGAAUCAAGCAUCUUGGGAAAAAUGAAGCAGAGAGGCUGAUAAAUAUUCACAGUCAACAGAGCACAGCUGACCCCAUCAAAAUAACGUUACCAUAUGCACCACAAUUGACAGAUGGUAAACAAAAAGAUUUUAAAGCAUUUUUGUUAAAAGAAAAUGUUGCAAUAAAUCGUAUAAAACCUGAACCAAUUGAUGACAAAACAAAAAUGACCACUGAGGAAGCUCAAGUUUUCAUGUCUAGAAAUUUACCUGCAUUGGUUGAGAGAUUUCAAGUCCAAAGUUAUAAGAAUCCAUUUGACAUUCAUCGUGGUGAUAUUAUUGACCAUGUUAACAGAAUGAGAGCUAACUUUUUUCAAAUGCCAAAUAUUCUAAGCAGCAGAAUGCAUGAUGAGGAAUUAAAACAUUGCAUUUCUAUAAGCAUGAUGGGUAACUACAAAGAGCCGGAACUUCAACAAGUAAAACCUCUACGCGAAGUAGAUUCUAGUCAAAUUCGUUUGCAUACCUUUGGAAAUCCAUUCAAGUUAAAAGAACAGGACCAACAAUUUAUCGUUGAUGAAGCAGAUGAAAGUGCUUUUAACCAAAACCCUCGAAAGCGUUUUAACGAACCGUUAGCUUUAAAAGUAAAACGAAAAAGAAAUGAUUCUGCUCCUAGUAGGCGUCCAGUUGGGCGUCCUAAUACUCCGCCGCCAAAACUCAUAUCUUUUUCUAAAUUAGAACCCGUUAAAAAUAUUAUAAAUCAAGUUAUCGAUCAAAAGUGUCUUAAACCUGAAGACACCUAUGUUAAAAACAAUAGCAAAGACUCGAAAGUUGUGAAUAAGAAAGACGAUAAAAAACUAACAUCUAUAAGUGUAAACGACCAACUUCGAAAAUUACAAAAAAUGCAUAGAAAGAGAAAAGUUAAUAAUUUAAAUAACGAUGAAAAAUUAGACACUGAAAGUACUUUAGUUUCUUCCUCGACAAACGUUCCAAUUUUUUCUUUAGAGGUUCCCAAAGAAUCUCUUAUAUCAAAUGAUGUAAAUAAUCUUUCUAAUCAUUCUCUAAAACAAGCGAGGUUAGAACUUCAAAAAAAAUAUCCUGUUAAAAUUCGUCUUGAAGUCUGGAAAGCUCUUCGAGAACGGAAAGAUUUUCAAUUUAUACUCAACCUCUUGGAAUCAUUAAACGUUUCUACUAACGCUAAAUUUCUGUUUAUUAACGAACUUAUAGACGAAAGUAAUAGAUUUCAAUUGCAUAGUCUUGUAAAGAAGCUUGAGACUUUACUUCAAAAUUUAGUAAUAUCUGAAAAAAGUUAAAACCUUUUAGCGUGUAGGUGUUUGACACCAAAGGUUAGUCAAUGCAAACAUAGUCCAACGGAUAAAAUCUUUUGGAAGACACUUGCAAUCAGAUGACCAAUAGUACUUAUGCAGAUGAUCUAUUUUAAUCCAAGGUACAAUUAGAUGGUUGGUAUUAAAUCAUAAAAUGCAAUCUUCCCUAUCGAAAGAUAAAUGGUAAUCGGUAGUUAAAUGUUUUUAAAACAUGGCUACAUCUAUUUUAGUUGUGAGAAAAACAAACGUUCUUUAAGUAACUUAUACAAAUUCUAGUUUUUGUAUCAAAACAAAAUGUUAACAGCUUAAAUUUUAAUUUA